Messenger RNA from Entrophospora candida, 247 nucleotides. The record is from the annotation of a GenBank genome assembly. Lineage: Eukaryota; Fungi; Glomeromycota; Glomeromycetes; Entrophosporales; Entrophosporaceae.
UGAUCCAGGCACAAUUAUUACUUAUAAUUCUGGUAAUACACCAGCUUUUAAUGAAGUUUUCAUGUUGACUCAAUCAAAUCCUGGCGUUUAUGAGAUCCUGCCAUUUUGGGAUUUUAACCAAAAUUAUAUCAUUGGAAUUCCAUCUGGAAGUAAAAUAGUUGGUGACAGUGUCCAACUUAAUACUAUGUUAGUUUUAACAUAUAAUCCUUCUUCCGCAUUCCUAUCAAUCGAUUCUAAUUUAUCAUAA